AUGAAUUGGAAUCUGAUGACGAACAAAAAGACUUCUGAUGUAGAAGAUUCCAAUGACGAAACAUUGCAGGAAGAUGAAAUUAUAGACGAUGACUGUUCUUCCACUUCUGAGCAAGAAUAUGUUCCUUCAGAUCAUGAAGAAGAGGACAGUGAAUUAGAAAUGGAGUCUGUAGACCAAGAUUCGAAUUCGAGCCGCGAUAAUGUGCAAAGUGAUCAUCUUACAGGUUUAGUCAGUUAUAAAGGUAAAAACGGUUAUAUUUGGAAGUCCGAAGAACCCAAUAAAGCUCUAAGAAUGCCCAAACAUAUCAUUAUAAUUGUUGUGCUAAUGGCAUUAGUUAAUUCCAACUACGAAUUCGUAUACGUUGAUGUAGGAAAGCAAGGAAGAUUAUCUUAUGGUGGAGUUAUAUCGUCAACAAAGUUUUACGACAUGUUAGUGAAGGACGAACUACAGUUCCCAAACAACGAUGAAAACGACGAGAAAUUAAAUUUUGUCAUAGUUGGAGAUGAAGCUUUUGCUCUACAUGAACACAUUUUAAAGCCAUUUUCUCAUAGAAAUUUGACGAAUGAGAGACGUAUAUAUAAUUACCGUAUUUCCAGAUGUCGAAAUGUGGUUGAAAACGCUUUCGGUUUGAUGGCAUAUCGAUUUGGAAUUCUACACACAAAAAUAUGUAUUGAUCCCCAAAAGGCAACAUUUGUUACUUUAGCAACCUGUAUGCUACAUAAUUUUUUAAGAAAAACCAUCAUUCUUACAUAA
Messenger RNA from Acanthoscelides obtectus, 753 nucleotides. The record is from the annotation of a GenBank genome assembly. Lineage: Eukaryota; Metazoa; Arthropoda; Insecta; Coleoptera; Chrysomelidae.